Molecule: messenger RNA, 285 nt
Organism: Paramuricea clavata
Lineage: Eukaryota; Metazoa; Cnidaria; Anthozoa; Malacalcyonacea; Plexauridae
Source: the annotation of a GenBank genome assembly
CUGUAUCGUGGAACGAAAUCCCAAUACGACAGGUCGAACAGAAAUCACGUUUUCCGGGACAAUGGUUGUUGAUUAAUUGUUCUGUUAAUACAUCCGAAAAGGUGACUUUAUGGUUUAAGAAAAACAAAACAUCUGAAGAGGAACCUCAAGUUAUUGAUAAAAAGAAAAUAAUAUCGGCUUCUAAGAAUAUAUUCAACAUAAAACGCUUGACAUAUAUGGAUAAGGGGUAUUACAUAUGCAGAGUUCGUGAACUGGAAAAAGAAAUAUUUCUUAGCAUAUUAGAAG